CUUCAAUGGCGACUUCAUCAAAUUCAAUCACAUUGAGAACUAUACCAGUAGGCAUAUAUAAUUGGUUCAAUAUCUGUUAAGCAAUCAAUUCCACUCUAAAUAAAAGCUUCUGCCAUGGCCGCUGCAGCUGCCGUUACUCCUAAAUCUGCUGCAUUCGGUGCAAGAUCGUCAAAUCUGUCGGAUGCCUAUUUGAAUUCGAUCUGUUUGAGAAAGCCAAGUUCCGGAUUCCGAUAUAACAUUGAACGGAAAUGGGGGAAUUUGUCACUGCAAGGUGGCGGCGGGAGGAACAGGGGAGCGAUUGUAGAGAGAGAAAACAGAGGGAGAAGAGGAGUGGGGUUGGUGAAGUGUACGGCGGAGGGGAUAGAGAGAGGAAUAUUGACGGGAGGGAGAGCGCAAAAAGAUGGUUUUGUUAUGCCGGAGCGGUUGAAGGUGGUGGCGUUAAUGGCGUGUGUGAUGUGUUUGUGUAAUGCUGAUAGAGUUGUUAUGUCUGUGGCUAUUGUUCCUCUUGCAGCCAAACAUGGCUGGAGCAGUUCGUUUUUGGGCAUCGUUCAGUCAUCAUUUCUAUGGGGAUACAUUUUUUCAUCCGUCAUUGGAGGAGCCUUGGUGGACAAAUAUGGAGGAAAGCGAGUGAUAGCUUGGGGAGUAGCCUUGUGGUCCUUGGCCACUCUUCUUACUCCAUGGGCAGCAAAUCAUUCCACAGCUGCCCUUUUAGCUGUUCGUGCUUUCUUUGGUCUUGCUGAAGGAGUUGCUCUUCCAUCAAUGAACAUCCUUUUAUCCAGGUGGUUUCCAUGUAAUGAACGAGCUACGGCUGUUGGUUUAUCUAUGGGUGGAUUUCACCUUGGUAAUGUUGUGGGAUUGGUACUAACGCCUAUCGUGAUGUCGUCGGUUGGAAUUUCUGGUCCGUUCAUUCUCUUUUCGUCGCUCGGACUUCUAUGGCUAACAAUGUGGACACUUCGGGUUACAAAUGAUCCACAAGAAAGUCGUUCCAUAAGCAAUUCUGAAUUGCGAUUAAUUCAGGCAGGAAAAUCCAAGGCUCCUCCUUUAAAGAAGGGUGAACUCCCUCCUCUCCGCCUAUUGUUAUCGAAAAUGCCCACGUGGGCCAUCAUUUUUGCUAACGUUACCAACAAUUGGGGAUACUUCGUCCUUCUCUCAUGGAUGCCCGUUUAUUUUAAAACCGUAUUUAAUGUGAACCUAAAGCAAGCAGCUUGGUUUAGUGCAGUCCCAUGGGGAACAAUGGCAUUCUCAGGGUAUGUUGCCGGUGCUGCUUCUGAUUAUUUAAUCAAAGAAGGACACUCGUUGACCUUUGUCCGCAAAGUUAUGCAGUCAAUCGGUUUCAUUGGGCCAGGGUUGGCUUUGCUUUGCUUGAAUUAUGCCAAGACACCCGUGAUUGCAUCUGUGUACAUCACAGUCGCGCUCAGCUUGAGCGCUUUCAGUCAAGCCGGAUUCCUGUUAAAUAUGCAAGAUAUUGCACCCCAGUAUGCCGGAUUUCUCCACGGGAUUUCGAACUCUGCUGGGACAUUAGCUGCGAUAAUUAGCACAAUCGGGACCGGUUACUUUGUGCAGUGGCUGGGAUCGUUUCAAGCCUUCUUAACGGUUACAGCUGGGCUAUAUUUCGUGACAGCCAUAUUUUGGAACAUAUAUGCCACGGGUGAACGAGUCUUUUAGAUAUGCAAAUGAACAAGAUGACACGAUACAAUUAAACUAUUUUAUUGGUAGGGAGGAGAAGUUUAGUGAUUCUUUUUCGGCAGUAAUAACUGUGUUUGAGAUGAUUGGAAUGUUGUAUGCCAUAAGUUGUUAUAGGUUAAAAAGGUGGGUUUUGGGGGGUGGUUAUUUGUUUAAAUCUUUGUGCAAAGUGUAAUUUUACAAAAUAUAGAAGAAUAUUUUGUAUUGUUCUGUUAAAUAAUAUUAACCAUUAUUAUAUGAAGGUUGUUUUUAGAG
Cynara cardunculus var. scolymus (artichoke) is the source of this 1938-nucleotide messenger RNA. RefSeq names its product probable anion transporter 3, chloroplastic. Gene Ontology annotation, biological process: transmembrane transport. The record is from RefSeq and is a predicted model, not a curated record. Gene Ontology annotation, cellular component: plastid. Lineage: Eukaryota; Viridiplantae; Streptophyta; Magnoliopsida; Asterales; Asteraceae. Bases 115 to 1665 code for a protein of 516 amino acids. Gene Ontology annotation, molecular function: phosphate transmembrane transporter activity. The transcript is spliced from 8 exons.